CCCCUUUGGCCUGCCCUACGGAAGCCUGCGAGGGAGUGCGGCGUUCGCUGCGUAGUCCAGUUGCCCAGAUGCCCAGCGCCAGCGCCUGCCGCAAGAGUCAGGAGAAGCCGCGGGAGAUCAUGGACGCGGCGGAAGAUUAUGCAAAAGAAAGAUAUGGAGUAUCUUCAAUGAUACAAUCACAAGAAAAACCAGAUCGAGUUUUGGUUCGAAUUAGUGACUUGACAGUACAAAGAGCUGAUGAAGUUGUUUGGGUGCGUGCAAGGGUUCAUACAAGCAGAGCUAAAGGGAAGCAGUGCUUCUUAGUCCUACGUCAGCAGCAGUUUAAUGUCCAGGCUCUUGCAGCCGUGGGAGACCACGCAAGCAAGCAGAUGGUUAAAUUUGCUGCCAACAUUAACAAAGAGAGCAUCAUAGAUGUGGAAGGUGUUGUGAGAAAAGUGAAUCAGAAAAUUGGAAGCUGUACACAGCAAGAUGUAGAGUUACAUGUUCAAAAGAUUUAUGUGAUCAGUUCAGCUGAACCCCGCCUGCCCCUGCAGCUGGACGAUGCCGUUCGUCCUGAGGUGGAAGGAGAAGAGGAAGGAAGAGCUACUGUUAACCAAGAUACAAGAUUAGACAACAGAGUCAUUGAUCUUAGGACAUCAACUAGUCAGGCAGUCUUCCGUUUCCAGUCUGGCAUCUGCCACCUUUUCCGAGAAACUUUAAUUAACAAGGGUUUUGUGGAGAUCCAGACUCCUAAAAUCAUCUCAGCUGCCAGUGAAGGAGGAGCCAAUGUAUUUACUGUGUCAUAUUUUAAAAAUAAUGCAUACCUGGCUCAGUCUCCACAGCUGUACAAGCAAAUGUGUAUUUGUGCUGAUUUUGAGAAGGUUUUCUGUAUUGGACCAGUAUUCAGAGCUGAAGACUCUAAUACCCAUAGACAUCUAACUGAAUUUGUUGGUUUGGAUAUUGAAAUGGCUUUUAAUUACCAUUACCAUGAAGUUGUGGAAGAAAUUGCUGACACUUUAGUACAAAUAUUCAGAGGACUUCAAGAAAGGUUUCAAACUGAAAUUCAGACGGUGAAUAAACAGUUCCCAUGUGAGCCAUUCAAAUUUUUGGAGCCAACUUUAAGACUAGAGUAUUGUGAAGCAUUAGCUAUGCUUAGGGAAGCCGGAAUUGAAAUGGGAGAUGAAGAAGAUCUAAGUACACCAAAUGAAAAACUGUUGGGUCGUUUGGUAAAGGAAAAGUAUGAUACAGAUUUUUAUAUUCUUGAUAAAUAUCCAUUGGCUGUGAGACCUUUCUAUACCAUGCCUGACCCAAGAAAUCCUAAACUGUCCAACUCUUAUGAUAUGUUCAUGAGAGGAGAAGAAAUACUGUCAGGAGCUCAAAGAAUACAUGAUCCUCAGCUGCUAACAGAGAGAGCCUUACAUCAUGGAAUUGAUUUGGAGAAAAUUAAGGCAUACAUUGAUUCCUUCCGCUUUGGAGCCCCUCCUCAUGCUGGUGGAGGCAUUGGGUUGGAACGAGUGACUAUGCUGUUUUUGGGCUUGCACAAUGUUCGUCAGACCUCAAUGUUUCCCCGUGAUCCCAAACGACUUACUCCUUAAGGAAACUGUUGCUUUUUAUUCUUUCCAGUACCUGCUAUUAAUCAGGCUGUACCUUAGGUACUUAAAAUAUGCAAUAAAAUAAAUGUCUUAUCCAAAGUGCCACAAUUACCUUUGGACUAAUUCAGUAUAGGUUACUUUAAAAGAGAAGAUUUUUAUAACUUUGGACAUGCUUCAGUAGGAAAUGGUUGAACAUUUUAAUGAAAAAUUCAUAUUGUUAUGUUAAACGUUCAUAUAUUACAUUACUACAAUAAAUGUUAACAGCAAUUUUAAA
Molecule: messenger RNA, 1845 nt
Organism: Lipotes vexillifer (Yangtze River dolphin)
Lineage: Eukaryota; Metazoa; Chordata; Mammalia; Artiodactyla; Lipotidae
Gene: DARS1
Product: aspartyl-tRNA synthetase 1
Exons: 16
Coding region: 69-1574 (501 amino acids)
Biological process (GO): aspartyl-tRNA aminoacylation
Cellular component (GO): aminoacyl-tRNA synthetase multienzyme complex; cytosol; cytoplasm
Molecular function (GO): aspartate-tRNA ligase activity; ATP binding; RNA binding
Source: RefSeq, a predicted model, not a curated record